CCCAAACGACAUUUGUCGCCAGUUGGACUACAGUGCGACGGCAACCAUGUGGUUUCAUGCUUCAGCGAUGCUCCGAUUGUUCCCGUUACUUCCCACACUGCUACAGCUGCCCGUUCAAGUAACGGCACGCUUCUGCGAGGGUGGUCACAUCUGUUCGCUGCCACGCGAGUGCUGCACCCAGGGCUGCUGCCCACCGUAUCAGGGUGGACCGCGACAGCUGCCUCCACCAUCGGAGCAUGUCCUCAACUUGUUCUUCAUCAGCCACUGGUUCUUCUGGUGCGUGGUGGUUGCCGUCAUCCUGGCCAUACUCUGUGCCUAUUCGCUGUGGAAGAAACGACGCACACUCUGCGGAUGGGGCUUUACGGAGCAUCAUACACAAUCCGAGGGAGAUUCGGCCGGCUCAUGUUAUGCACCGCCGCAAUAUAGCCGCUGUAAUUCAUUUCAUCAUCCGCCGCCGCCCUACACGGAAGUAACCUCAAAGCCGGAUCUAUAUCCGCUCGUCUUCACGUGCAACAGCGACAAUAGCAAGGGGAAUGCCGGCUCCAGCUAUCUGAUGGUGCAAUAUUUUCGCAAUUAUAUUGUGCGUCCGGCUGGUUCGUUGAGUGCCGCCAGCACCGUUGACUCGCUCAGCUCAAGCUUCAUAUGCAACAUCAAUGAGGCAAACACACUGGUGCCACCGCCCUAUUCCCGGGCAGCCAGCCCCGAGCUGAGCAUGCAUUAUGGUGGUGGUGCACAUCGAGAGCUAGCGGCGACGACGGCAACGACGACGGUACCACUAUCAUCGCAAUUGGUUGGGCCGCAAUACGGCUUGCCACGCUCCGCCUCGCAGCUGGUGGAACCGGACUAUCAGCCGCGCCAGGCAAUGCAGAUGCACUACGCCACGGUCGCUCUGGGUGGGAAUAUGGGUGUUGGCGCCGGAUCAGCGCAUUACAGUACACGACUGCAUGCCUCGCACAGCGGACACUUUUCGCCGGACGAGUCCGGCAAUGAGUCUACCGGAGGAGGAGGAUUAGGAGGUGGAUGUGGAGGAGGAGGAGGAGGAGGAGGUGGUUUUUUGCAAUCGCAGAGCGAUCAGCAUUUUCGGUAUAUGGGAAAUAAUAGCAGCAGCAGCCUCAGUGAUAUAUUCGUGAAUAACAGUUGCGCAGCGGGCUUCGGUGGCACGGGAGCGGAUCAGGCUGGCAUUAUGGGAGAGGCUGCCACGCAGGCAACAUCGCUGUGCAGCCUGGCAAUGGCUGCCGGUGGCACAUCGGUCAUCUAUGGCAACGGUUGCAUACAAGCGAAUCCGUUGCACAGCUUGGACAAUUGCUGCCAGGUGGCGUCGACAACGCAAGCGGCAACGGCAGCAGCAGCAGCAGCAGCAACGGCAACAGGACCAACCACAGCCAGCACCGUUUCUGGUGUGAGCAGCCUAUCGAAUAUUGGUACGCCAAGCUCACCGCCCCAGGCGACCAGUCCCACGGGCGAGGUGCGUGAGAUUCUCGAUCAAAUCAGUCAACUGCAGGCGGACGUCAACUAUGAACAGCUGCUGCUGAAUGGUGGUGCGAAAUCGCGACUACAGCAUACACUUUCCACACCAAUGACACGACCAGCUACACUGCAACAUCAGCAGCCAACAUCCUCAUCCUCAUCCGCAUCCGCAUCCGCAUCCAGUAAGGCCAAGAAAUAUUAUGCAUCAAAGCCGCCAAAUAAGGCGCUUUAUAUACCAAUGGCCGUUUUGACGCCACCAUCUGCACAGCGCUGUGUGCUCAAGAGUCCCAUUAGCAGCGUUGUCAGCGGCGCCAAUUUCUUUGUGAAUCGCGGACGUGUUGCCCGCAAGGGUUGGAUAACACGCUCGGCGCCAACAACACCCGGCAGUGGAUUGCCGCCCAAUCGGCUGGGCGACGACAGUCCAUUGCUGCUCAACGAGCAUGACGAGGAUGCCAUCGAUGAGUCCAUGGGCGACCAUGGUGGCCAGCUGGAAUAAUAAUAAUAAUAAUAAGUAUAAUAAUAACAAAUUGGCAGCGACAUCUCAAGCGUCAUUGUAGUUGUAAGCUUUUAAACUGCAGUUCAAACAUUUUUAAAUGAAUGCAUUUUUUUUUUUUUUUUGAUAGGUUGUCGUUUUUUAAACGUCUGAAAUCAAAAAAUGCCAAAA
Messenger RNA from Drosophila grimshawi, 2131 nucleotides. Its product is annotated as glycine, alanine and asparagine-rich protein. The coding region runs from base 47 to 1963 and encodes 638 amino acids. Lineage: Eukaryota; Metazoa; Arthropoda; Insecta; Diptera; Drosophilidae. The transcript has 4 exons. The record is from RefSeq and is a predicted model, not a curated record. Gene Ontology annotation, cellular component: cytoplasmic vesicle membrane.